CUGCUCGUCCAGUAACCAGCGGAGCGGAGCCGAGCGCAGUCAGUCCGUCGUGUCUCUCCCCGAGGCCGGAUGGUAAAAUCCAACCUCCAGCGGAUCCUAAACAGUCAUUGCUUUGCUCGCGAGAAAGAAGGAAAACCACAGUCUUCAACUACCAUGGCGGAUCUAAGUAGCGGUAUCUGUGACAUGAUUGGGAACCUGUCCCUGCACUGUAGUAGUACCCGCGGCCCGGGGCCUCUGUGGUGCUCCGAUGCCCCUCUCCCACCCCUGAAGAUCCCAGGUGGGCGAGGGAAUGGCACACGGGAUCACACUCCUUCAGCUCGGCCGCUCUAUUCAGACCGGAAGUUGACUGUCACAGAGGAGCCAGCAGGGAACGGUCGCCCCAGGAUUCUCCACUUCCAAAGUCGUCCUACCAUCACCAAGACAGUACAGUGGGAUGCUGUCCUGAGCGGCGGCGGCAGUGGCGGCGGCGGCGCGCUCUACGUGGAGAUACCGCUGGAGCCGCUUCCUGAGGGGAGCAAGGAGAGCUUCGCGGCUCUCCUGGAGUACGCUGAAGAACAUCUGAAAGUCGUUAGCGUGUUUGUCUGCUUUUACAAGAACAGAGAAGAUCGAGCUAAGCUGAUCCGCACCUUCGGCUUUCUGGGCUUUGAGAUUGUGAAACCGGGCCAUCCCCUCGUCCCGCCUCGACCCGACGUUUUCUUCAUGGCCUACACCUUCGACAGGGACUCCUCGGACGAGGAGUAGUCCUCCACCUCCUCCACCCGGCCCGCCGCUCUCUGUAUGCAACACCCCUCCCCCCGCUCUUUGUGUUGAAGGGAAUCAGUAGAUGUAACCUCCUGUGUUUGGUUCUGUUCUCACUCCUCGUUAGUGUCCCUCCGACGGAGGAAGCUCCUCUUUCUGAGUCUGGGUCACGUCCGUCGUCAUAGCUCGCUCGGUUGGUGUUUUCUUUCCUUUCUGAGGGUGGAGGAUUCUUCAUUUCUUGAAUGUACAACUGAAAAGGUCAUCAGGUUUACACUCGGGUACUCCAGCUUUCCUUUGAUUGGCUCAGCUCAAACCAUGUGGAUCCAGUAACCCCCCCCCCCUCCCCGUGGGACCAGCUCUGCCCUGGUAGGACUAACAUCCUCAUCAUCUUCGGCCUCAUUAUUUGAAUUGUUACUUUAAAGCACCCAGAAUCUGGUACUUGACAGCUGGACGGUGAGUCCAGGAGGGCCGGCGGCGCUCCGGGUCCAAGACGUGUAACUGGUACAAAGUGAAAGAUCCAAAGUGCUUUUCCUGCUUCUGUCUGCCGUGUUUAUCUGACUAUAUUGUUUUGGAAGUUGAAAAGAAAAGAUGCUGUGAUGUUCUGAUCGGACCGUUAUUUCCUCUGGAUUAGCAUUCCUUAACUUUGUUCAUGGUAGUUUGAGUUUGUUGUUCACCUGCGUAGUGGUACCUGUUGUGCUUCUGUGAUAAUAAAACCACAAAAAUAAAA
Salarias fasciatus (jewelled blenny) is the source of this 1465-nucleotide messenger RNA. RefSeq names its product ornithine decarboxylase antizyme 1b (gene oaz1b). Gene Ontology annotation, molecular function: ornithine decarboxylase inhibitor activity. The record is from RefSeq and is a predicted model, not a curated record. Gene Ontology annotation, biological process: positive regulation of protein catabolic process. Gene Ontology annotation, cellular component: cytoplasm; nucleus. Lineage: Eukaryota; Metazoa; Chordata; Actinopteri; Blenniiformes; Blenniidae.